This is a messenger RNA of Yamadazyma tenuis ATCC 10573, 694 nucleotides long. NCBI's taxonomy places the organism in Eukaryota, Fungi, Ascomycota, Pichiomycetes, Serinales, Debaryomycetaceae. The record is from RefSeq and is a predicted model, not a curated record.
AGCUUUCAAUCAACACGUCAAACCAGUUAAACAUAUAAUGUGGAUCUUUGAAUGGUUUCAGGAUGUUUUAUCGUCCUUAGGUUUGUGGAACAAGCAUGCCAAAUUGUUGUUUUUAGGAUUGGAUAAUGCCGGGAAAACCACCUUAUUGCACAUGUUGAAGAAUGAUAGAUUGGCCACUUUGCAGCCUACCUUGCAUCCUACUUCCGAAGAAUUGGCCAUUGGUACCGUCAGAUUUACCACCUUUGAUUUGGGUGGUCAUCAACAAGCCAGAAGAUUGUGGAAGGAUUAUUUCCCUGAAGUUAACGGAAUUGUGUUUUUGGUUGAUGCAGCGGACCCUGAGAGAUUUGCUGAGUCUAGAUCUGAAUUGGAAUCUUUGUUCAAAAUUGAAGAGUUGAAAGAUGUUCCAUUUUUGGUUUUGGGUAACAAGAUCGACUCACAUAGUGCUUGCCCCGAAAUGGAGUUGAAGAGUGCUUUGGGAUUGUUCAGCACUACUGGUAAAGAAGGUGGAAAAUUACCUGAAGGCCAAAGACCAAUUGAAGUUUACAUGUGCUCAGUGGUGAUGAGACUGGGAUACGGAGAAGGAUUCAAGUGGUUGUCCCAGUAUAUUUAAGGCGUUCUCGUACACUGCAAGUCGAUACAUACCAUAUAAUCUGUAGUUGAAUAAUGUAAGCGUAAUUAAAGAAAGUCAUGUCGC